AUGCGCUGCUUGACGUUCCUUGUGGUGCUCCAGGUUCUCAACGGCUCCUGCGCCUAUGCAGCAGAGAGCUGUGAGACCGAUGAGCUAGCAGCUGUUCAGGUGCUCCGUCGCAGUGAAGACGCAAGACCCCGAAGGCUCAUUCGCAAAUUCAAGCGUGCCAUCUAUGAGUGGAGCAAGAAGAAGAAGCACUACUACUACAAGACCACCACGCCUGCUCCGCCUCCACCGCCCCCACCGUCUCCUCCCAGCCCGGGCUGCGGGAAGGGUUGCUGCACCUUCAACCGCAUCGGAUUCUUUCAAGCUUGUCAGCAGCUCAAUGCGACCUGCGACAACACGACAGAGAGGUUCGAAGUUGAUUCAGUGGAUGUGACGGAGGACCUGAAGACAGCGGUCUACACCAGCUCGAGGGCGAAUGACGGCAUCUACACAGUAGGUUUCGUGGACAUCACCGAUGCGGCCGUGCCGACACCCCUGGGUACACUCGGAUUUGACACGGACCCCACCGAUGUGGCAGUGACAGGCUUCCUCGCGCUGGUGGCUUUCGACAAUGGAAGUUCCACCGGCGAGCUGAAAGUUCUGAACGUCACUACCCAAACUGUCGUGCGCACCAUCGAUCUUGCAGGUCGGCCCAAUGCUGUGGCCAUCAGCCCGGAUGAGACCUGGGCCGCCGUUACCAUCAAUGCGCCUCCACCUGGCGUCCUGCAGCGAGUGAACAUCUCCGACCCGGAUCCCAUGGCCUGGACCACGGACAUCAUCAACCUCACGGACCUUCCAGGGCUUUUGGACCCCGAAACGCCACGGCCUACGUGGGUGAACAUCCGCAAGGACAACGUGGCCGUGGUCACGCUGCAGGAGAACAACGCCCUCGUCUUGGUGAACCUGACGAACGCCUCGGUGAUCUCCAGCUUCUCGGCUGGCACCACGAACGUUACCGACAUUGACAUCUUCGAGGACCGGCGAAUCAUCUUGAACUCCACCCUGGAGAAUGUCAGCAGGGAGCCGGACGGAGUGGUCUGGUUGGGGAAGAAGUCGGAGUUCUUCGCCACCGCGGACGAGGGAGUCACUGAAGCAGGAGGCGGUCGCUCCUUUACGGUCUUCAACGAGGACGGCGAGGUUGCCUUCACCUCAGGAAACUUGCUUGAGCUCAUUGCGGUAAGGCUCGGACACUACCCGGACGAGCGCUCAGAGAACAGAGGCAACGAGCCAGAGAACAUUGCAUAUGGGCAGUUCCAGAACUGUGAGAUGCUCUUCAUCCAAUCCGAGAGGGCGAGCCUGACCUAUGUCUUCGAGGUCUCGAAUGCCAGUGACCCCAGGAAUCUCUACAUCACAGCCUCUGAAGCUUCGAACCUCGACCUGGAUAUCCGAUCCGGCCUGAACAUCUACCAGUGCCAGUCAACUCAAUAUCCAUUCUUGGAGUCCAGAAACGUCAAUGGCCUGCCCAUUCCUUGGGGAUCUAUUGCAGGACUUACAGGAGAGGGUAACGACACUCUCUGGGCUGUGGAGGGCGCGUUCUUUGCUGAGCCGCAGAUCCUCAGAAUCCAAAGUACCAGGCACCCCCCAAGGAUCAACAGAGCCAUCAGCAUCACCUAUCCGAACGGCACCUUCUUGCAGGACCUGAACAUUUCCGGAAUCGACAUCAACGACGAGGGCUUUGUGAUCGUCGACCAGACGACGGACAGCCUCCUGCUCCUCAACAACAACGGUGUCUUCCAAGACUCUUUCCUAAUCAACGCCAGCGAUGCUCCAUCCGGCGUGGCAUAUGACCCAGAUGUCGGCUACGUGGUCACGACGUACGGGGGCACGGUGUUGGUGUGCAACUUGACGACACCCGUCUGCGGCGAGAAGACCUUCACUUAUCCCCUGGAUGCUCCGGAGUCGCAGGACGGUGGGGUGGUGGCGCUGCGUGACAUCGCAGCGCUUGGCGAUGGCCACUUCUUGUUCCUGGAGACGGACGGCCAGGGCGGCUUCGACGCAGCCGUGCGACGCAUUUACAAGGCCGAGCUACCAGAAGGUAAUGAGACGGUCAUCGAGAAGACCUUGGUGGAAGACUUCUUGCUGGAGCUGCAGGACUUGAGGGGGCCAGUGCUGCAACGGUUCGACAGCCUGGCCGUCACCGGGGACCUGGAGGAUCCUUACAUGGACAAGCUCACGCUGUGGGUCGUCAACGACAACGGUGGCACCGACGACACCAACGGUGCCGUGCAGGUUGAUGAGGCGAUGUCGGCCAAGCUGUUUGAUAUGGUUUUGGAAGUGUCGAAAGUCGAAAGCUGGUGCGCCUUCGAGUCUGAGAGGUCGAUGGCACCGACCUUGUCGUUCAGCAUCGCCCCAGGGCCACGUCGACUCCCUGCAGCUGCUGUGACGGCGAGGCCAGAGGCCCGAGGGAGACUGGAUUUCGGAGUUUUCCCCUGGGAGCUGCAGGCGUUCCUUUACAUCAUCUCGCUAUCUUUUCUUAGUGAGUGCGCCACAACUGCAGUCCUCUCAACCUGGAUGCGCUGCUUGACGUUCCUUGUGGUGCUCCAGGUUCUCAACGGCCCCUGCGCCUAUGCAGCAGAGAGCUGUGAGACCGAUGAGCUAGCAGCUGUUCAGGUGCUCCGUCGCAGCGAAGACGCAAGACCCCGAAGGCUCAUUCGCAAAUUCAAGCGUGCCAUCUAUGAGUGGAGCAAGAAGAAGAAGAAGCACUACUACUACAAGACCACCACGCCUGCUCCGCCUCCACCGCCCCCACCGUCUCCUCCCAGCCCGGGCUGCGGGAAGGGUUGCUGCACCUUCAACCGCAUCGGAUUCUUUCAAGCUUGUCAGCAGCUCAAUGCGACCUGCGACAACACGACAGAGAGGUUCGAAGUUGAUUCAGUGGAUGUGACGGAGGACCUGAAGACAGCGGUCUACACCAGCUCGAGGGCGAACGACGGCAUCUACACAGUAGGUUUCGUGGACAUCACCGAUGCGGCCGUGCCGACACCCCUGGGUACACUCGGAUUUGACACGGACCCCACCGAUGUGGCAGUGACAGGCUUCCUCGCGCUGGUGGCUUUCGACAAUGGAAGUUCCACCGGCGAGCUGAAAGUUCUGAACGUCACUACCCAAACUGUCGUGCGCACCAUCGAUCUUGCAGGUCGGCCCAAUGCUGUGGCCAUCAGCCCGGAUGAGACCUGGGCCGCCGUUACCAUCAAUGCGCCUCCACCUGGCGUCCUGCAGCGAGUGAACAUCUCCGACCCGGAUCCCAUGGCCUGGACCACGGACAUCAUCAACCUCACGGACCUUCCAGGGCUUUUGGACCCCGAAACGCCACGGCCUACGUGGGUGAACAUCCGCAAGGACAACGUGGCCGUGGUCACGCUGCAGGAGAACAACGCCCUCGUCUUGGUGAACCUGACGAACGCCUCGGUGAUCUCCAGCUUCUCGGCUGGCACCACGAACGUUACCGACAUUGACAUCUUCGAGGACCGGCGAAUCAUCUUGAACUCCACCCUGGAGAAUGUCAGCAGGGAGCCGGACGGAGUGGUCUGGUUGGGGAAGAAGUCGGAGUUCUUCGCCACCGCGGACGAGGGAGUCACUGAAGCAGGAGGCGGUCGCUCCUUUACGGUCUUCAACGAGGACGGCGAGGUUGCCUUCACCUCAGGAAACUUGCUUGAGCUCAUUGCGGUAAGGCUCGGACACUAUCCGGACGAGCGCUCAGAGAACAGAGGCAACGAGCCAGAGAACAUUGCAUAUGGGCAGUUCCAGAACUGUGAGAUGCUCUUCAUCCAAUCCGAGAGGGCGAGCCUGACCUAUGUCUUCGAGGUCUCGAAUGCCAGUGACCCCAGGUACCUCCAGGCGCUGCCCUCAAUCAGGACCCCGGAGAAAGGCAGGACAAUCCCACGAAGGAAUCUCUACAUCACAGCCUCUGAAGCUUCGAACCUCGACCUGGAUAUCCGAUCCGGCCUGAACAUCUACCAGUGCCAGUCAACUCAAUAUCCAUUCUUGGAGUCCAGAAACGUCAAUGGCCUGCCCAUUCCUUGGGGAUCUAUUGCAGGACUUACAGGAGAGGGUAACGACACUCUCUGGGCUGUGGAGGGCGCGUUCUUUGCUGAGCCGCAGAUCCUCAGAAUCCAAAGUACCAGGCACCCCCCAAGGAUCAACAGAGCCAUCAGCAUCACCUAUCCGAACGGCACCUUCUUGCAGGACCUGAACAUUUCCGGAAUCGACAUCAACGACGAGGGCUUUGUGAUCGUCGACCAGACGACGGACAGCCUCCUGCUCCUCAACAACAACGGUGUCUUCCAAGACUCUUUCCUAAUCAACGCCAGCGAUGCUCCAUCCGGCGUGGCAUAUGACCCAGAUGUCGGCUACGUGGUCACGACGUACGGGGGCACGGUGUUGGUGUGCAACUUGACGACACCCGUCUGCGGCGAGAAGACCUUCACUUAUCCCCUGGAUGCUCCGGAGUCGCAGGACGGUGGGGUGGUGGCGCUGCGUGACAUCGCAGCGCUUGGCGAUGGCCACUUCUUGUUCCUGGAGACGGACGGCCAGGGCGGCUUCGACGCAGCCGUGCGACGCAUUUACAAGGCCGAGCUACCAGAAGGCAAUGAGACGGUCAUCGAGAAGACCUUGGUGGAAGACUUCUUGCUGGAGCUGCAGGACUUGAGGGGGCCAGUGCUGCAACGGUUCGACAGCCUGGCCGUCACCGGGGACCUGGAGGAUCCUUACAUGGACAAGCUCACGCUGUGGGUCGUCAACGACAACGGUGGCACCGACGACACCAACGGUGAGACACAGCUGCUGCCUCUGAUCCAACACUUCUAUCAGUGA
This is a messenger RNA of Symbiodinium sp. CCMP2592, 4788 nucleotides long. The record is from the annotation of a GenBank genome assembly. NCBI's taxonomy places the organism in Eukaryota, Dinophyceae, Suessiales, Symbiodiniaceae.